ACUGCUUACUCUCUCUCCAUCUAUGGUCAAACUGUUUUGAUCCUAUAAAAAGGGGGGUCGACUCUGUCUUUUGAUCUACGGAUUUCAUUUUCAUUUCUCUAACAUUUUCUUCUCUUUCAGCGAUCGAUCGAGCUUCUUCUUCUUCUUCCUGCUCUCGUAUUCGAUUAAUCGUUUGUUAUAAUUUUUAUUCCAGUUUCGUGCGUUCGUUAUGAGUACUCUGGAAAACAGCAAGCCGAAGAUCAUCACUGGUUCUGGUGGUUAUGUUCUUGAAGACGUUCCCCAUCUCUCAGAUUACCUUCCUGGUCUCCCUACUUAUCAUAAUCCAUUACAAGACAAUCCAGCUUAUUCAGUGGUUAAGCAAUACUUUGUUCAUGCUGAUGACACUGUCCCUCAGAAGAUCGUUGUUCACAAGGAUGGUCCAAGAGGAAUUCACUUUAGACGAGCCGGGCCACGUCAAAAGGUCUACUUCGAAUCUGAUGAAGUCCAUGCUUGCAUUGUUACCUGUGGGGGUCUUUGUCCUGGUCUCAAUACCGUGAUUAGGGAAAUUGUGAGCAGUCUAUCUUACAUGUAUGGCGUUAAGAGAAUACUGGGAAUAGAUGGUGGAUAUAGAGGCUUUUAUGCUAAGAACACUGUCCCCUUGGACUCUAAAGUCGUAAAUGAUAUCCAUAAGCGAGGAGGGACCAUCCUUGGGACCUCACGAGGUGGCCAUGACACCACAAAGAUAGUUGACAGCAUCCAAGACCGAGGAAUCAAUCAGGUUUACAUUAUAGGUGGAGAUGGAACACAGCGAGGCGCGUCCGCUAUAUUUGAGGAAGUUAGAAGACGUGGCUUGAAAGUUGCAGUUGUUGGAAUCCCAAAAACAAUCGAUAAUGACAUACCUGUGAUAGACAAAUCUUUUGGGUUUGACACAGCUGUAGAAGAGGCUCAACGAGCUAUCAAUGCAGCACAUGUGGAAGCUGAGAGUAUAGAGAAUGGUAUCGGUGUUGUCAAGCUUAUGGGUCGCUACAGCGGGUUCAUAGCGAUGUACGCUACUCUAGCAAGCAGAGAUGUGGACUGCUGUUUGAUUCCGGAGUCACCAUUUUACCUGGAAGGAGAAGGUGGACUGUUUGAGUACAUAGAGAAACGUCUCAAGGAGAGCGGUCACAUGGUGCUUGUGAUUGCAGAAGGUGCUGGACAAGAUCUCAUGUCCAAGAGCAUGGAGUCUAUGACUCUCAAAGAUGCUUCUGGUAACAAACUUCUUAACGAUGUUGGUCUUUGGCUGUCUCAAAGCAUCAAGGAUCAUUUUAAUCAGAAGAAGAUGGUGAUGAACCUCAAGUACAUUGAUCCAACAUACAUGAUCCGUGCUGUUCCUAGCAAUGCUUCAGACAAUGUUUAUUGUACACUUCUUGCUCAGAGCGCAGUGCACGGUGCAAUGGCUGGAUACACUGGCUACGUCAGUGGUCUAGUGAACGGAAGACAAACCUAUAUUCCCUUCUACAGAAUAACGGAGAAACAGAACAAUGUAGUGAUCACAGACAGGAUGUGGGCGAGGCUGCUGUCUUCAACGAACCAGCCGAGUUUCUUGAGCCCCAAAGAUGUGUCUGAUGAUAAAGAGAAGCCCAUGUCGGCCCUUCUGGACGAUGGCAACUGCAACGGCCCAGUCGAGGUGCCUCCAGUGACCAAAGAGGUCACCAAGUGACACUGAACCUAAGAGUAUGAUGAUGGUCCUAUAUAUGUUUAGGUAGUAAUUGAUGAGCAAAAAUAAUUGUGUGUUUACGGUUUGACGCUUUCACUUGGCAUAAGAAAAUGUUGCACCUCGUAGAUGCCUCAUGUUUGUAGUUAUUUUGAACUUCUCCAUGCUACUUCUAUCAAUCUUCUAAAUUAAUUGACAAUC
Raphanus sativus (radish) is the source of this 1873-nucleotide messenger RNA. RefSeq names its product ATP-dependent 6-phosphofructokinase 3. The transcript is spliced from 13 exons. Gene Ontology annotation, cellular component: cytoplasm. Gene Ontology annotation, biological process: fructose 6-phosphate metabolic process; glycolytic process. The coding region runs from base 209 to 1678 and encodes 489 amino acids. Lineage: Eukaryota; Viridiplantae; Streptophyta; Magnoliopsida; Brassicales; Brassicaceae. Gene Ontology annotation, molecular function: 6-phosphofructokinase activity; ATP binding. The record is from RefSeq and is a predicted model, not a curated record.